Messenger RNA from Jaculus jaculus (lesser Egyptian jerboa), 1438 nucleotides. RefSeq names its product general transcription factor IIIA (gene Gtf3a). Gene Ontology annotation, cellular component: nucleus. NCBI's taxonomy places the organism in Eukaryota, Metazoa, Chordata, Mammalia, Rodentia, Dipodidae. Bases 1 to 1371 code for a protein of 456 amino acids. The record is from RefSeq and is a predicted model, not a curated record. The transcript is spliced from 9 exons.
AUGGGAAGCAAAGGACCAGACACCGUGCUUCCGGCUUCCUUUUGCUCUAACGCGCUGCCCGGAGGGCGCAUGCGCAGCCCGGGCUCCUGGGCAGGGUCUCCCCGGGCGUGCGCGUGCACGGCGCAGCCGCGCUCCCGGAAGCGUGGCGGGACGCGUGCCCAGAGCUGUCGGCGGCGCGCCGGAGGGGGGUCAGUGGCGGCGGCGGCGGCGGCGGCACGUGGUGCGGCGCGUGUCUGCGUCCCUGGCCGCGGGCGCGGGGAUCCCGGCGCGCUGGAGCCGCAGGCCUCGGUGGCGGAGGCCGUGUCGUCCCUGACCAUCGCGGACGCCUUCGUCGCGGCCAGCGCGAGCUCCGCCGCGUCGUCGAGGAGGUUCAUCUGCUCCUUCGCCGACUGCAGCGCCAGUUACAACAAAGCCUGGAAGCUAGACGCGCACCUGUGCGCGCACACGGGCGAGAGGCCGUUUGCUUGUGAUUUUGAGGGCUGUGGCAAGGCCUUCAUCAGGGACUACCAUCUGAGUCGCCAUGUCCUGAUUCACACUGGAGAAAAGCCGUUUGUUUGUUCAGAUCCUGACUGCAAUCAGAAAUUCAACACAAAAUCAAACUUGAAGAAACACUUUGAACGCAAACAUGGAAAUCAGCAAAAACAAUAUGUAUGCAGUUUUGAAGGUUGCAAGAAGGCCUUUAAGAAGCACCAGCAGCUGAAAGCCCACCAGUGCCAGCACACCAAUGAGCCUCUGUUCAGGUGUACCCAGGAGGGGUGUGGAAAGCACUUCGCCACAUCCAGCAGGCUGAAGCGACAUGGGAAGGUGCACGAAGGCUAUCAGUGUCAGAAAGGAUGCGCUUUCGUGGCAAAAACAUGGACAGAACUUCUGAAACAUGUGAGAGAAUUCCAUAAAGAGGAAAUCACCUGUUCAAUAUGCCAGAAAACAUUUAAACGCAAAGAUUACCUCAAGCAACACAUGAAGACUCACGCCCCAGAGAGAGACGUGUUCCGGUGUCCGAGAGAGGGCUGUGGUCGAACCUACACGACCGUGUUCAACCUGCAGAGCCAUAUCCUCUCCUUCCACGAGGAGAAGCGCCCGUUUGCGUGUGCACACGCUGGCUGUGGCAAGACAUUUGCAAUGAAACAAAGCCUCACCAGGCACGCUGCCGUGCACGGCCCCCGCGAGGAGAAGGCGAAGCCCGCGGUGAAACCAUCGCGUGAAAAACGGGGCUUGGCCUCUCGCCUGAGUGGGUACAUCCCUCCUAAGAGGAAACCGGAGGCCGACUCCUCCUCGGCUACAAGCAUGGAGGUGCCGGGCAGCCCCGUGGGGGACAAGGUGCUCUCGGCGGUGGCGGUCCUUGCCCUUCACCAGCUGUCCGCGGCCUCGUGAAGAACCGAGUGAUGUGCUCACCCGUCCUUGGGGGCCGCUUUUCUUUAUUAAAUUCACUGACACACAG